Messenger RNA from Blepharisma stoltei, 3074 nucleotides. NCBI's taxonomy places the organism in Eukaryota, Ciliophora, Heterotrichea, Heterotrichida, Blepharismidae. The record is from the annotation of a GenBank genome assembly.
AUGAAUAUCAUAUAUCGGCCUAAGCCUUUAAAAACCACAAAGAAAAUAUCUCACUCCCCAUCAUUACCAAAAUUAACUGGCAGACUUUCGACUUGCAGUCACCGUGGAGCUUGCUUUUUUCAUUCUUCUACAACUCCAGAUCUAGCCUCGCCAACAUCUGAUCGAAUUUACGUAAAAGAGCUUGAAAUUAAGCUUGAAGCCCAUCGAAAAGAUCUAGAUGAAAGAAAUGUUGCUUUAGAUUCUUUAGCAAAGCACUUUGAAAGCUUAGUUAAGCUUUAUAAAGAUGAAAAAAAUAAAACACUUGGAUUAAAAGAAAAGAAUAUUGAUUUAUUGAAUGAAAAUUUGCUUAUGAGAAAAAACUUCGAAGAAUAUAAAUCAAAGUAUCAGAUAGAAGGAAUUGCAAGUGAAGAUGGGACAAAUGACUUAAUCCAGUGACUAUAAUAAAUUUAUAAUUAUAAAAAUUUUAUUAUAUAAAUUUAUUUUUUAAUAAAAAAAAGUUAGUAAAACUAAAACUUGAAGUCCAUGAAAUGGGCAAAGAUUUUGAAAAUAAGGUAAAUUACAAGCAGGAAAUCAGAGUACACUAAUGAGCUUAAUGCUCUAUAUGUCAAAAAUGAAGGUUUAGAAGAUAGAGUCCAUUUAUUAGAAAACCAAAUAAAAGAUGAAAAAGAAAAAUAUGAGAAUGAAAUCAUCCAGCUGCAGAUGAAAUGCGAAUAUUUAAAAGCUGAUUUAUCAGAAGCAAAUAAUAAAAUACAAGAAUUAGAAGAAGUUAAGCCUUCAAUUAUUCUAAUGAACAGCGAAGAGAUUAAAAAAGUCGAAUUCACAGAAAAUUAUACAGAGACUGAACAAAUUCAGCCAAUUUUGAUCACUGAAAUAAUUGGAUUUUUCAAUAACAAUGAAAAGCCGACAAUUGAAAUUUUUUCUAACUUAAAUUCUGUAGCUGUUCCAUCUAAAUGUGAUUGAAAGAAAAAAGCAGAAUCUCUUCAAGACCAGAUUUAUAAAUUAACUGAUCAAAUGUCUCUAAUGGCUAAAUAUAGGCAGGAUGCUGAAGAAAAACUAGAUAGAGCUCUGCUAGCUAGAAAAGAAAUAGUAUUCAGUGUAGAAGAAAUGAGAAAAAAUCAACAAGUUGAAACUUUUAAAUAUGAAAAAUUAAUCCAGAAUAUUUCAACUGAAUACAAAUACAAAGAAGCUGAAAUAAAAGAGCUUGAAGAGCUAUAUAAGAAAAGUGACAGCCAAAGAAAAUUCAUAACUGAAGGGCUUAGAGACCUUGAGAUAAAUAAUAGUCAAUUGAAUGAAAAGCUCGAAAUGGCACAUAUCAAAAUUGAUGAUCUGACUUUAGAGGUUAACAGACUAAAAGAGCAGGCUCAUGAGAAGGAGAGGGAGUUAGAUUAGAGGGGUUUAAACAGGGAUUAUUUCAGCUUUAGUCAGUCGAGUUUUAGCUUCACCCUUCAGAUGGUGCUGGCACUAAAGCCAUCAACGCCUUUUUCCUUCAUGGUCACCAAAACUGGUGACGUCUUCAGUCUAUUGGGGGGAGACUCAUCUGAACCUGCUUGGGCCAAAAAUUGCAACAAAGGACUCUCUUAAUCCUUGUAGUGCUCAGAGUAUGAGAGGAUUGUCCGAUGCCUGCUUUUGAAGCUACCUCUGCCAUUUGCAGGCAGCAUAAUACUCCUCCAGAAAUGCCCCGAUUGGUAUUGUGCCUUCGGUCUUCUCGUCUUUGGGGUAGAUUGGAAGCCAAGUAGCCCAAGUCUGCACCCCACCCGGAAAUUUACCACCUGUAACCCCGUAGCCUUAGGCCGUUUUGUCCUUACUGGCCGAAAUUUUGGCAGCAUUUUGCCAUAAUUAUAAAUAUUCAUGAGAAAGAAGGCCAUUAUAGCGAACUAGAUAAAAAAGCAAAUAAAGUAGCUAAAUGGAAAGGGAGAGCAAAAACACUAAUUGAAGAAAAUAAAGAACUUCGUCAAAAAAGUCUAAAACUUGAAAAAAGCCUCAGCGAAGCUGUAAACAAGAUGGAAAGAGAAAAAGAAAAGGUAAGAAACAACGAAUAUCGCUUGGAAUCAAAGAUAAGAGAACUGCAAGUGGAGCUAAAUAAUGAGAAAAACCACAACGCAAUCCAUGCACAAGAAAUUUUUAGAUUGAAAUCUUCUCAGGUACUAAAGGACAAAGACAUCACAAAGCUGAACAUUACGAUUGAUGAGACAAGAAAUCAAAAUCGUAUACAACAGCUAGAAAUAGAGCUAGCUGCCUGCAAAGAAGAAUCAGAAAAAUAUAUAAAAGACCAAGAAUAUUUCAAAAAUUUAUUAACAAAUAAAACCCAGCUUAUAACUCAAUUAGAAAUACAAAUAGAUGAAGCAAAGGCUGAAAUUAGCAACCCUCAAUUCAAGAAUCUCCAAUUAAAACUUGAUGAAUUAUGCCUAAAAGAAGAAAAUAUUGCCAUUAUUUUAGAUAAAAUCAAAGAAAUGUUCACUGCUUUUGAUGCUUAUUUAUCUUGUGGCGUCUGCUCAAACACAGCAGCACAAGCAGUUGCUAUCAACCCAUGUGGGCACAUUGUUUGUGCAAAAUGCACAGAUGAAAGUGAGAUAAACUGCCCACAAUGCUUACAGAAAAUUCAAAAUUUUGUGAGAGUUUCACAUGUAGACGAUAUGUGUAGAAAAAUUGCUGACUCCCCCCCCCCCUCCGUGAGCGAACAAAAAAAUUUUGUUCACUCACGGAGGGGGGUUAAUUUUUUUUUUUUAAAAAAAAUUUUAUAUAUAAAUUUUAUAAAAAAUAUUUUUUUCGAAAUUUAAAAAAAUCCUAAUUUGCAAAAAUUGGGAAGCAAAUAUUAAUUUAAUUUGCAAAAUUUAUGUUUUAAAAAACGCAAUUUGUUUAAAAUUAAACAGAAUUAGCUCUAGAUUUCAUUAUACUAAUUAUCACUUAUAUAUCAAAAUUUUUUUCCAUUAAAAUUUUUUCUAUUAAAAAAAUUUUUUGUUCACUCACGGAGGGUGGGUUUUUGGUCAAAAAAUGGUGAUUUUUCUAAUGGUUUUGUUCGCUCACGGAGGGGGGGGGGGAGUGAGCAAAAGGAAUUUAUUUCAGAAAUUAUUUAA